Messenger RNA from Symbiodinium pilosum, 894 nucleotides. NCBI's taxonomy places the organism in Eukaryota, Dinophyceae, Suessiales, Symbiodiniaceae. The record is from the annotation of a GenBank genome assembly.
AUGCGAGGCUCCCAGCCGGUGGUCACAAUCUCGGAGGUCUUCCAGUCCUACGAGGAAGACUACAAACAGUUGAUUCAGCAGCUCCGCUCCCUGGCGAUGGUGGUCGAAGGCACCGCCCCGCCGCCAGAGCGCCUUACAGCGGGGCAAGAUAUGGUUGACGCCCACGAGCGCGCAACGCAGGCUUUCCAGCAGAUGGAGUUCGAGGUGAAAUCCAUGGGUUCGCUAGGUGCGACCCUGGCCGGGAAGCUGAAGGAGUACAAGCAGGAGCUUUUGGCGAGCAGGUCCUUGCCCCGGUCACUGAGAGCACAUGCUGGGCAUACUCCAAAGGGAAUGCUCCGCAGCCCCACAGCAAGGCUGGCAGGCCGACGCCAGUUUCUGGCUGAGCUGCUUGACCUGGGCCUGCGUGGUCUACUGGCCAUCAGCACCUUGUCGCUGGGCUUCGUCUGGGCUGGGAGCACUGCCUUCCAACGGGGCCUGGUAGAGCUGUCAACGCAGUUUUUCGAAGCCGCGUCUGCAGUGGGAUAUCCGUCCGCCUUGCUGUGGCAAAGGGGCAUUUCCCUGUAUUAUGCCGGCCGCUUUAAAGAUGGAGCCUCGCAGUUCCGCAGGGAUGUGGAUAUUAACUCCAGCGACACAGAGGAGGCCAUCUGGGCCAUGCUAUGUGAGGCCCAGCAGCUGGGCUUUGUGGCUGCGCAGCAGCAGAUGAUGCAGGUUGGAAAGGACCCCCGGGCCAUCAUGCGGCUCGUAUCUGAGCUCUUCGCAGGGUCUGGGCAGAGUGCGCAGCGCGAGCUUGAGGCCGUUGCCUCUGUUCUGCCUGGGGACAAAGACUCCUUCUAUGCUGCGCUCUAUCUGGGUCUCUUUGAAGAGGCGCAAGGCCCCUUGGCUUGUUUCGGGUAG